Lodderomyces margitis is the source of this 441-nucleotide messenger RNA. RefSeq lists its product as uncharacterized. The coding region runs from base 1 to 441 and encodes 146 amino acids. The transcript has a single exon. Lineage: Eukaryota; Fungi; Ascomycota; Pichiomycetes; Serinales; Debaryomycetaceae. The record is from RefSeq and is a predicted model, not a curated record.
AUGAGUCGAAAGAGACAAUUUGAAGAAGAUUCAUCACCUUUAUGCACUUUCCCCUCAUCACCAAACGCCUAUUCCACAUCUUCCUCAUCUCAAGGACUUGUCAACUCAUCACCAAACGCCCCUACAACAACAUCUACAUGUUAUACUUUGGACCAUAUAUUCCACUUCUCUUCACAAUUCCAAACAUUUGAUGCGUUUUCCUCACCCGUUGCUAAACGAGUACAAUUAAGUAAAGUUCAUACUGAAGUGCACCAAAAGACGAUACGAAUGAUGAUGGAUGCUCUGGUACAACUACAGCGACAGGAACAACAACAACAGCAACAACAGUUUGUAGAUAGUACAAGAGAUGGUGAAUUGAUGAAGGAUAUGAACGAGUGUAAUGAUGGAACUGAGAACUUGAAAGAGAACAAAUGUACAUAUUUUCAACAACCGUAUUGGUGA